GUCGCGGCGCCGUCGAGUGGCGGGAAACGCUGUUUGAAGCAGGAUGGAGUUCAAGCGGCGGCCAGCCUCCGAUCUUGGGGGUCCCCAGAAGCGGGCCCGCGGGGGCUUAUGGGAUGACGAUGAGGGGCCGCGGCCUUCACAGUUCGAGGCUGAACUGGCUCUGAUGGAGGAACUGGAGGCUGAGCGGCGGCUGCAGGAACAGGAGGAUGAGAUGCUGCAGUCGGCCCCUGACAAUGCCGAUGGUCCCUUCUCCCCGUCUGCCAUUGACUCCCGCUGGCUCCGGCCCACCCCACGCCCCCUGGACCCCCAGCUGGAGCCCCUCAUCUUCCAGCAGCUGGAGAUUGACCAUUAUGUAGGUGCUGCCCAGCCAGUACCCGGGGCGCCCCCGGCUUCUCAGGACUCAGUGCCCGUGCUCCGCGCCUUUGGGGUCACAGACGAGGGCGUAUCCAUCUGCUGCCACAUCCAUGGCUUCGCACCCUACUUCUACACGCCGGCGCCUCCCGGUUUUGGGCCUGAGCACCUGGCAGAGCUGCAGCGGGAGCUGAACGCGGCCGUGAUCCGGGACCAGCGGCGCGGGAAGGAGCUGAAGGGGCCGGCAGUGCUGGGCGUGGAGCUCUGCCAGCGGGAGAGCAUGUUUGGGUACCACGGGCAUGGCCCGGCCCCAUUCCUGCGCAUCACCCUGGCCCUGCCGCGCCUUGUGGCCCCAGCCCGCCGCCUGUUGGAGCAGGGCAUCCGUGUGGGGGUGCUGGGCACCGUCAGCCUCGCCCCCUACGAGGCCAACGUGGACUUUGAGAUCCGGUUCAUGGUGGACACGGACAUCGUGGGCUGCAACUGGCUGGAGUUGCCUGCGGGGAAAUAUAUCCUGAGAACGGAGGGGAAGGCAACAUCGUGCCAGCUGGAGGCCGACGUGCUGUGGUCCCAUGUGGUCAGCCACCCACCAGAGGGCCAGUGGCAGCGCAUUGCUCCUCUGCGAGUGCUCAGCUUUGACAUUGAGUGUGCCGGGCGCAAAGGCAUCUUCCCCGAGCCCGAGCGGGAUCCCGUUAUCCAGAUCUGCUCGCUGGGCCUGCGCUGGGGCGAACCCGAGCCCUUCCUGCGCCUGGCACUCACACUGCAGUCCUGCGCCCCCAUCCUGGGCGCUCGGGUCCAGAGCUACGAGCGGGAAGAGGAGCUACUGCAGGCCUGGUCCAACUUCAUCCGUGCCCUAGACCCCGAUGUGAUCACCGGCUACAACAUCCAGAACUUUGACCUCCCCUACCUCAUCUCUCGGGCCGAGACCCUCAAGGUAACCCGUUUCCCCUUCCUGGGCCGUGUGACCAACCUUCGCUCCAACAUCCGGGACUCGUCGUUCCAGUCGAAGCAGACAGGCCGGCGGGACAGCAAAGUGGUCAGCAUGGUGGGCCGCGUACAGAUGGACAUGCUGCAGGUGCUCCUGCGGGAGCACAAGCUCCGCUCCUACACGCUCAACGCUGUCAGCUUCCACUUCCUGGGCGAGCAGAAGGAGGAUGUGCAACACAGCAUCAUCACUGACCUGCAGAACGGGAAUGCACAGACACGGCGCCGCCUGGCCGUCUACUGCCUCAAGGACGCCUUCCUGCCACUUCGCCUGCUGGAGCGGCUCAUGGUGCUGGUGAAUGCGGUGGAGAUGGCGCGCGUCACUGGCGUGCCCCUGGGCUACCUGCUCAGCCGCGGGCAGCAGGUCAAGGUGGUGUCACAGCUGCUGCGGCAGGCCAUGCGCCAAGGGCUGCUGAUGCCCGUGGUGAAGACGGACGGUGGCGAAGACUACACGGGUGCCACCGUCAUUGAGCCCCUCAAAGGGUACUACGACGUGCCCAUUGCCACCCUGGACUUUUCGUCACUGUACCCGUCCAUUAUGAUGGCGCACAACCUCUGCUACACCACCCUGCUGCGGCCUGGCGCUGCCCAGAAGCUGGGCCUGACAGACGAGCAGUUCAUCCGAACACCCACCGGGGACGAGUUUGUGAAGGCGUCCGUGCGCAAGGGGCUGCUCCCCCAGAUCCUGGAGAACCUGCUCAGCGCCCGCAAGAGGGCCAAGGCUGAGCUGGCAAAAGAGAAGGACCCCCUGCGUCGCCAGGUGCUGGACGGGAGACAGCUGGCGCUGAAAGUGAGCGCCAACUCCGUGUACGGAUUCACGGGUGCCCAAGUGGGCCGGCUGCCCUGCCUGGAGAUCUCACAGAGCGUCACUGGCUUCGGGCGCCAGAUGAUCGAGAAGACGAAGCAGCUGGUGGAGACCAAGUACACGCGGGAAAACGGCUACUGUGCAGAUGCCAAGGUGGUGUACGGGGACACCGACUCCGUCAUGUGCCGCUUCGGCGUCUCCUCAGUGGCAGAGGCCAUGGCUCUGGGCCGCGAGGCCGCAGACUGGGUGUCCGGACACUUCCCACCACCCAUCCGGCUGGAGUUUGAGAAGGUCUACUUCCCGUACCUGCUCAUCAGCAAGAAGCGCUACGCAGGGCUCCUCUUCUCCUCGAGGCCUGACGCCCACGACCGAAUGGACUGCAAAGGCCUGGAGGCCGUGCGCAGGGACAACUGUCCCCUGGUGGCCAACCUGGUCACCGCCUCGCUGCGCCGCCUGCUCAUUGACAGGGACCCCGCGGGCGCCGUGGCCCACGCUCAGGAUGUCAUCUCGGACCUGCUGUGCAACCGCAUCGACAUCUCCCAGCUGGUCAUCACCAAAGAGCUGACCCGGGCGGCCGCCGACUACGCGGGCAAGCAGGCCCAUGUGGAGCUGGCCGAGAGGAUGAGGAAGCGGGACCCCGGGAGCGCCCCCAGCCUGGGCGACCGGGUCCCCUACGUGAUUAUCGGUGCCGCCAAGGGUGUGGCCGCCUACAUGAAGUCCGAGGACCCUCUUUUCGUGCUGGAGCACAGCCUGCCCAUCGACACGCAGUAUUACCUCGAGCAGCAGCUGGCCAAGCCGCUCCUGCGCAUCUUUGAGCCCAUCCUGGGUGAAGGCCGCGCCGAGGCCGUACUGCUGCGCGGGGACCACACGCGAUGCAAGACGGUGCUCACGGGCAAGGUGGGCGGCCUGCUGGCCUUUGCCCAGCGCCGCAGCUGCUGCAUCGGCUGCCGCACGGUCCUGAACCACCAGGGCGCCGUGUGCCGCUUCUGCCAGCCCCGGGAGUCGGAACUGUACCAGAAGGAGGUGUCUCACCUGAACGCCCUGGAGGAGCGCUUUUCGCGCCUCUGGACCCAGUGCCAGCGCUGCCAGGGCAGCCUGCACGAGGACGUCAUCUGCACCAGCCGCGACUGCCCCAUCUUCUACAUGCGCAAGAAGGUCCGCAAGGACCUGGAGGACCAGGACCGGCUGCUGCGGCGCUUUGGGCCUCCAGGACCCGAGGCCUGGUGACCACUGGCCUGUCCCCACUCCGGCUGGGCUGUGAGGACCA
This is a messenger RNA of Suncus etruscus (white-toothed pygmy shrew), 3404 nucleotides long. It is a transcript of the gene POLD1, whose product is annotated as DNA polymerase delta 1, catalytic subunit. Gene Ontology annotation, molecular function: nucleotide binding; 3'-5'-DNA exonuclease activity; DNA-directed DNA polymerase activity. The record is from RefSeq and is a predicted model, not a curated record. Gene Ontology annotation, cellular component: delta DNA polymerase complex. Gene Ontology annotation, biological process: nucleotide-excision repair, DNA gap filling; DNA replication proofreading; base-excision repair, gap-filling. Bases 44 to 3364 code for a protein of 1106 amino acids. The transcript is spliced from 27 exons. NCBI's taxonomy places the organism in Eukaryota, Metazoa, Chordata, Mammalia, Eulipotyphla, Soricidae.